GCUGAGCUGGUUAAUCCGUACCCGUUUACCGAGCUCCCCACAUUUCAUGCGAGUAGUCUCCAGACAUCACGAGGAAACUGUAGGAAACGAACAACAUGACAUUUAACGGCGCGGGAGACGCACGGAACUACGUUUCGAGCCACCCGGAGAUCGCCGAGACCGCUCGACAAAUUCCGUUCCUUGAUCCCGCAACGGUGACAUCAAGAAUUUUCUCUGUGCGGAACGUCUUCAAACGAAAAGGCGUUGACAUCGCAAAAUCCUGUUCCAGGAAUGCUGAGGCAGGAUACUGGUUGCUUGAGCACGUGACACUCUGCAAUCGAAUCUUAUUUUCCGUUGAUGUUCAGCUCCACGAAAGUAAGCCAGGAGAGCUGAAUGUCUCCCGAAUACCGUCAAAUGAUUGCACCUUAUUAUCUGAGGUUGCGUUGCUGGACUCUCUGUUCCUGAUCUGCUGGCUCGUGAAACAACACCCCUGCAUACAACGAAUAGAUCUGUACGAAACAAGCCUAUUUGUCCACUUCCCGACGGCCCUUAAACUUGCCCUCGUACACGGCUCUAACAUUAAAAGCGUCAAAGCAGGCACCCGAAAGGUAUGCGCACACCACAACGUGUUUCUUGAAGGCAUCAGACCCGAGAGCAUGCUAGAGCAUUUUAAAGCACGCUACCUCAAGCUGGAUAUCGAGUCCGCGUCACGACUCUCGGAAGGACUCAAGAGGUCACCGCAGUUGAAAUCUGUUGUCCUACACUACUGUGGCGUCAGCAAAGAGGGGAUGAAGCUCCUGUUGAAAGCACUUCAGCAGUGCAACCACUUGACGUCUCUGCAAAUCCGUGAUUACAGCUUCAAGAAAGCUGCCGCUGUGCAUCUGGCGGAAAUUGUAAAACGCAACAGAUACCUGAAGGACCUCUUUCUCUAUCACACGCCUGACGAUGUAUUGGAAAUUAUCGCGAUUGCGCUCAGAGAGAACAGUUUGAUCGAGGAUUUGAAAAUAAAUGAAUCUAAUGAUAGUGCUCGUAGUAUGCCCCACAUUUCUGAUGCCUUGAAGACGAACGGGACAAUAAGAACGCUCGAGCUUAAUAACUGUGGUGUGGGGGAAACUCGGUUCAGUUUGCUCAGGCUCUCAAAGUGA
Ornithodoros turicata is the source of this 1124-nucleotide messenger RNA. RefSeq lists its product as uncharacterized. The record is from RefSeq and is a predicted model, not a curated record. The transcript has 2 exons. Bases 96 to 1124 code for a protein of 342 amino acids. Gene Ontology annotation, molecular function: GTPase activator activity. NCBI's taxonomy places the organism in Eukaryota, Metazoa, Arthropoda, Arachnida, Ixodida, Argasidae.